Molecule: messenger RNA, 1383 nt
Organism: Paramecium sonneborni
Lineage: Eukaryota; Ciliophora; Oligohymenophorea; Peniculida; Parameciidae
Source: the annotation of a GenBank genome assembly
AUGCUGUGUACAAAAAAUCAAAUUCAUAGAAAAAAUGCUUCUAAUGCCAAAAGCAAUGAAACACAAAAGAAAAGUAGUAACUAAUAUUAAUAAAGAUAAUCUAAUAUUUAGAUAGUUUAAUAAUUAUUAUGUUUGUAAAUGCUAAAGAAAUUGGUAUCAGGAACAUCAAAAUCAUAGAAUAAGAAUAAUUCAAAGACAAGAAUACGUACAGAAGGGAAUGAAAAGUAAUUUAAAGUUCAUGCUUCUGCAUCUCCAAAAAAAGAGAAAGAAUAAUCAGUAUCCCCUCCUUAAAGAAACACUAAUUCUUAAGUCGAAGUUAUUACAAACUUAUUAAAUUCAAAUAUGAUUCAUAAUGAAUAUAAAAGAAUAUCAAGAGAUUAAAGAAAUCAAAGCGCGGACUUUUAAUAAUUAUUAGCAUAAUAACAAUAAAGAUAAGAAAAUUUGUAAUGGAAAAACAAUUGCAAAAAGAAAUUUAACUCUUAUGGUAAUCUAAAUGAUUAAGUUUAUUUUUCUUAAAGAGGGGGACUAACAGAAUGCCAAUCAACAGUUUAACUUGUUAAAAAUAAUGGUGAAUAGAAAUUAAUGAAUUAAAAAGGCUCAUACUCUAUGAAACACUUUCCAUCUCCAAUGAAUAUUUGUACAUAAUAAAUUAGUUUAUAAGAAUUUAAAGAAAAAUUAAGUAAUUUAACUAAAGAUAUAAAACAAAAUAAAAAUUAAGUGGAAGAAGAAUUAUAGAAAACAUAAAAAAAACAAUAACAUAUAUAUGAUUAGUAUGAUAAUAAAGAAAGUGAAAAAUAAAUCAGAUAAGAAAUCUCUUAGAGGAGUAAAUCAGUAGAUUCUUCAUCAUCUAGGUCUCAAUUAGAGAAUUUGAAAUAUUAAAAGGAAUGCAUAAAUUAGUAUAAAAUUAAACAUCAAUAAAAUGGGAAUUAGGAAGAAUAUAUUCAUAAUACAUAAAGUUAUAUAACAUAGAUGAAAUUGGAGAGUAAAAUUGAUUAAUUAGUGUUUCAAGUGUAAAUUUUAAAGAAAAAAUCAGAAGAGUUAGAAUUACAAAACAAAUUUUUAUUUGAUAAUUUAACAAAAUUUUAGAAGGAUUCUGAUUGUAGUGCUGAUGUAUCAUAUAUUAAUAAAUAUAAAUAGGAACGAAAUUUGCUUAUGAAUAAAUUAGAUUAAAUGAUUGGAAUGUAAAAAAGAUAAGAAGAGAAUCUUAAUUUUUUUAAAUAGAUAUUUGCCAAAGGUUAUGAUUAGUCUCGAAGAAUAAAAACUGAAUAGUAAUAAUAAUAAAAAGAAGAAGAUAAUUUAAAACCAAAUUAAAAAACAGAAAUAUUAUCAAAAUAAAGACCAUUUGUCAAGUCAGCCUAUCAAGGACUUGAUUUUAAUGUCUGA